Molecule: messenger RNA, 3986 nt
Organism: Schistosoma haematobium
Lineage: Eukaryota; Metazoa; Platyhelminthes; Trematoda; Strigeidida; Schistosomatidae
Product: mitochondrial acyl carrier protein
Exons: 3
Coding region: 126-911 (261 amino acids)
Biological process (GO): dephosphorylation
Molecular function (GO): phosphatase activity
Source: RefSeq, a predicted model, not a curated record
AGAACAGAGUCCCUGUUUUUAAAUCUGAAGGUCGUCCCCGCGCUUGUAGUUUCUAGGACGACGGUGAGCUUGUCAUCCCGCUGCUAAUAUUGUACUACUAAGUGGCCAGUUACAGGUGUGCACAAAUGACCCGUAUAUCAACUUAUAUGGUCAAGAUACUCUUCAUUUUUCUCGGAUUUUGGUCAAGGAUUCUUCCUAAUAAAGCAUAUUCUCUAGAGCAGUCGUCUCCCACCACUCAUAAUCACUCUGUAAACGAUAGUCUCAAACAUCUCCAUAUUUUAUUUCGACAUGGUGACAGAUCUCCAAUCGUUAACAUGCCUGCUAUUCUACACAAAAUUCCUUCUGCUUGGUCGCAAGGCUUCGGCAUGCUUACAGACAAAGGUGUAGAGCAGCACUUUUUUCUUGGGAAGUGGUUACGAUCAAAGUAUCAAGGAUUUGUUCCCAGUAAAUAUAACGGUUCUUAUUAUCAUGUUCGUAGUACGGAUGUCGAUAGAACUCUAAUGUCAGCAAUGGCAAAUGCAGCUGGGUUUUAUAACCAGUCUCCCUCUCCUCUGUCCGCUUAUGGCAUCAAUUGGUUUCCCAUACCUGUUCAUACAAAACCUCAAGUAACAGAUACACUUUUGGGUGUUGCACCAUGUCCUUAUCGGGAUUCGUUACAACGUAUACAAAUGGAUAGUCAACCAUCUAUUGAAUUUGAGAAAAAUCACUCAAAUUUAUUUGUCAAACUUACUAAUGUCUCUGGUAUUGGUCCAGUUAAUCGUCAUAAUGUAUGGUCCAUAUCCGAUUUUAUUACAUGUAUGAUUGCUCAUAACAUUACCCUUCCUGAUUGGUGUACAGAUGAUUUUUUAGCAGAAUUAUAUGAAGUCAAUAGAUUUUAUUGGGUGGUAAGCAUUUUUUUUCCCCACAAUUAGAUAUAUGUGAUAAGGUUAUUUGCUUAUGUAUUAUCGAAUAUACAGUUAUUUAUUAAUUUUGAGAGUGCGAGCAAACCAGAGGACAUACUUUCACUCAAGAUACAUAAAACAAAUAUUUCCCGACUAUAAACGCUAGAUAGUUAUUGUUAUAACCCAGCUAUUCCUAUUGCUUAGUAAUCUCGGACACCGACUCACUCGACAAGCCCCCAAAUCAGAACACGGUUGAACAGGGAAGAGAUUAUAUUCCAAAUAACAAGGUUAGAUGGAAGUAAGAAGCAAGUAGGAAAUGCAAUAGGGAAAACGUUAGUAUAUUUAUAACUUUUACAUGAGAAGAUCCUAGUGUUCACUAAGUAUCGACUAACGCUGAUUGGCUAUUUCUUAUCCAAUCAGCGUGCACCAAAGCAAUCGUGCAUUGAGCAUGCUUUAAUCCAGUCUAUGUCCCGCUAACAGUUAUGUAAUCAAGAUAACUCAUUCAUUUUCUGUCCGUUAAUUUAUUGUUAAGACGACUAGAGAACAUUCGGGUUCUAUACUAGCUUCUAUUUUGAACAAGUGCUUAUAAUAUUCAAAGUCACUGGAUUGUACACAGGUAUCCUUGAUACAUUAGCGUAAGUUAAUUUUCUCUUCAUAAUUUACGUCGUGAACCGAUCAUCUCUCAUUUUCCGGUUUAACACAUGAUUGUUGGAUAAUUUCUACAAAAUUAACUAUAUAAUAGUAAAUCCAAGUUAACCAGUUUUAGGCAGAGAUGGGUAGUGACUAACAAUGGGAUCCAGGACGUGCGUUUCGUUUUAUCUGGAGUUCGUCGGUUGGAUUUACCUGUGUCUCGAAAUUGAUACUCUCUCCUGGAUUCGAACCCAUUACCUUUCGCUUCAGAUGCCAGCGUGUUAUCCGCUUAGCUACCAGAUCCAGAUAGUCAUUUUAAUGUAACGAAUUACUUUAGAAGUUUCACUAAACAAAAACUUGGCAAUUUGCCUGAACAAAAAUUGUGACGUAAUUGUUAAUGAGCUUUUAUCAUAUUAAAAUUAAUUUUUACGGAUUCUAACUUUUAAUAUACUCAACUGUUACCUGUUUAGCUCAAUAUAUAAGUUUCUCAUUCAGUUUCAAUGGAUUAAUGGUUUACUAGUUAAAUAACUCAAUUUUCAACUACUGGACUGUUAGUUUAAUAUUUUUUUACCUACUCUAGUAUGGGCAACAUGAUAGUGUAACUAGUCUCCACAAAAAUUAAUUUACUCGUCAUUGAGUACGUGAACUUUCCCUUAAUUACUAAAUUACUUGUAUCUCGAUCUCAUCGUCUAAGUAAUACGUAUGUAUGGUUGAAUAACUAAUUGAAGAAUUUAAAGGUCAAACGUUAAUGGGUUAUGAACCUUGAUCGCUUGAUGUAGUUUAAAUAUGAUUAAAACCAUUUGAAAGUUGCAGUAAUCACAUUUUCUUUCAAUAUAUUUUGACAUAAAUAUCGGAGAGAAAGCUGUAAUUUGUACCAAGUACAGAUUUAUGUAAUCGAUUUUUAGUAACACGUGUGUUACAUGAAGACUAAGAAUAAUACCAAACUGUUUAAACGGCAGUACGAGGAGCAGGAUUCGGACGUGUAAGCUAGCAGUUGAAAAUCAUGUAAACUUACUACUAAAGCGCUACUUCUAAAAAUUUGAUAAUCGUUUCUUUUUUAGUGUUUGCAAAAUUUGGAAGCAACUUUUUACUGGGUUUUAAUUGUAUAGUUUUUAAAUAGUUCCAACUUAGUACCUUACUACAAAUGGCGAGCUGAUCGAACAUUGGUACUUCAAAAUUUGUCAGGAUUCAUAUCAAGGUGUACAAAACCCUGUAUAUUGACUAAGGUCAAUAUUAUACGUUAUUUACUGUAUAAUACAUUUGUCUGAUUUGCUUUAUCAUAUACAAUGUCUCUAUUUUUCUUUAUAUCAACCAAACAUUUCCCAUUUAACCUCAUAAAAUAGUAAAUACUAAUUAAUUAAUUGAUCAUUUGUGAUUGGGCUACGUAUGCUAGCCUUCAGUCGCUCGUUUCCAUCAUUUGAAAAAAUCUUUGAAAAUCAUUCAUAAUGGUAUAUUUUUCUGCGUAAAUUUUAAAAUAUUCAAAUCCCUGCGACACAAUAAAGUAAGUUAUACUAUCCUGGUGCUAAUAUCAAAUACAUAUGUAAAUGUCUAUUUUUUUUUCGUCAGAAAAAAUAUUCUUCUUCAGAUGAUAUCCUUCGAUUGGAAAUUGGUGUCUUCUUAAACACAUUCGUUAAACAUAUACAUUCCAUCAUACGUGGGGAACAAUUGAAUUUAACUUAUGAAUAUACAUUAUCCACCGAACAUAUGAUGAUUUAUUCAGCUCAUGAUACUGAUGUAACUUAUAUUUUAGCUGGUUUCGGUGUUUAUAAUAAUCAAACAAUUAAUUAUGCAUCUACUGUUAUUCUAGAAUUACAUGGUCCAGAUAAAUCUAGCAAAGAAAGUGAUUAUCGUAUAAAAUUGUUGUAUAAAAAAGGUUGGACUGAUGAAACUGGUGAAUAUUUAACCUUACCAGCUUGUAAAGGUCAACCUGGUUACAAUGGUUGUCCUGUGAAUCUUGUAUUGGAACAAAUUAAACCAUUAUUAUUGAGUACUGAUAGAUUUUAUAAAGAAUGUUCAAUAGAUCAACCGGAUAGCGUAAAUUAUCGAUUACAUCCAAUUGUAUUUAUCUUUGUCGGUGCAUCAAUCUCCUCUGUAAUAAUGCUUCUAGUCUUUUGGUAUUAUUCACUGCGUUUACGUCGUUAUAACAGUUUAGACGUUACGGAACAACCAAUAUUAUAAUUGUUAAAUAAAGAAGUGAAAAUAAAAGAAGAUAUCUAGUAACAUUAUUGUUAGAAUCAUCGUCAUUAUUACCUAAAUCAUUGUCAUCACAACGUAUUUUUUACUCUUCCCUCCCAUGUGUUGUUCUGCGACGAUUUGCUAUUUUUUUUAUACAACAGUGUUGUUUAACUCUUUUUGUUCUUUUUUAUGAUCGUUUUGAAUGUUGAUUAUAGUUUUCUGCUCAUAUAUAUACAUUAUUGUAGACUUAUUACUUUAUAUUUUGUUAUAUAAUUAAUAAAUUAAUGCAUACUCAGUGAA